AUGAACAAAGCAGUUGACUUCAAACGUGAUUUGAUAUGUUCAGUACACUGGUCAAAAGGAUUUAGAGACAACUUAGAUGAUCUCCCAGAUAGAGCUUGCCACCCGGACUACGUGAAUAAACAAACAACAAAGAAAGUGACACCACAAAGUAAAAUUGCUGCUGCAAAACGUUCUCUGAGUACGACUAAGCAAACAAACACCAAGAGAAGGAAACUCAUACGUUCAUCCUGUUCACUUGACUUUAAUUCAGAUGAAUCUAAAUUUGACAUAAUGCAAAAAGAAUUACAAGAGCUCAAAGAAAAGCUAGAGAACAAAACCGAAGAGGCAAACAGACUGUCUCAGCAAGUGAAAGACCUCACUGAAAAAAAUGACAGUUUAAGCAAGCAGAUUGCACAAUUUAAAGGGAAGAUGAAAGACUUGACAUUUUCAUAUGAAUGUCUCGAGUUACAACCCAAAAGAUUUUUUUACAUGACUGGAUUAACUGUUGAUGAUUUUAAUUGUGUUUUGGAAUGUAUAGAGCCAUAUAUUUCUGUAAUAAUUUAUCCUGAUUGCAAAACUAACCAAGAUGGGCAAAGAAAACUCACAAAGAGAACUGAAUUGUUGUGUUAUUUUACAAUAUGCCAUCAUACAUUGCACCUUGGAGUCAUGGCUUUCCUCACAAACACAAGUGAUUCAACUAUAUCCCGUAUUUUUUCUGCAUGGUCAAUAUUUCUUUCAACUCUUUUUGAUUCUAUUGACCUCAGUCCAUACCCGGGGGAAGUUAUUUCAUUGUUACCCAAAGAGUUUUGGUCUUCUGGUUUUCAGGACACUGUACUAUUAGGGGACUGUACAGAAAACUGGAUCUCAUCACCUGAAAACUAUGAUGUGAGUAGUGCAACAUUUAGUAAUUACAAGAACCAUGACACUGGUAAGACAGGCAUAUAG
Messenger RNA from Pocillopora meandrina, 924 nucleotides. The record is from the annotation of a GenBank genome assembly. Lineage: Eukaryota; Metazoa; Cnidaria; Anthozoa; Scleractinia; Pocilloporidae.